Molecule: messenger RNA, 1830 nt
Organism: Chelmon rostratus (copperband butterflyfish)
Lineage: Eukaryota; Metazoa; Chordata; Actinopteri; Chaetodontiformes; Chaetodontidae
Product: transmembrane protein 266-like
Exons: 11
Coding region: 1-1830 (609 amino acids)
Cellular component (GO): plasma membrane
Molecular function (GO): voltage-gated channel activity
Source: RefSeq, a predicted model, not a curated record
AUGACUGAGGGGGAGAAAGUGAAGAAUUCAGAAACACAGCGUAGGAAAACUGUAUCACUUGUUCGCUAUGACAGCUCCAAUUUCCAGGCUGCUCGAGCGAAUCUGCACAGUCGCAGCAACACGCACACUCUACCCCCAACCGUCUUUGAGCAAGGCACUGUACCUGCAGCGCGUCUGGUCCUCCGCAGUGGAGGAUCGGAAGUGGAGCAGGCAGGUCUGUCGGACUUGGAGAUCAUCUCCCAGCCAGUGGAGGAUGAGAACCAGUGCUUGGCUCCUCCAGUCCAGCUGGUGAGUUUUGGCUACAGAGACCUGCCCCUCGCAGCUCUGGACCUCUCGCUGGCCGGCUCGCAGCUCCUCUCCAAUGCAGACGAAGAUGAAAACAGGGACGGGUCCAACUGGCUGAAGCCCUGCUGUGGCCGUCGAGUGGCCCUGUGGCAGGUCUGUCUGCUCAGCGCUGGCUUCAACUGUAUCCUGGUGGCCUGUGUCAUCCUGGUGGUGCUCUUCCUGUCUUUGGAGCUGCUCAUAGACACCAAACUCUUACAAUUUUCCAAUGCUUUCCAAUUCGCCAGCAUUAUCCACUGGAUCAGCCUUAUUAUCCUGUCACUCUUCUUCUCAGAGACUGUCUUCAGAAUCGUAGUGCUCGGGAUCUGGGACUACAUAGAGAACAAAGUUGAGGUGUUUGAUGGAGCUGUCAUCGUGCUGUCCUUGGCCCCCAUGGUGGCCUCUACGGUGGCCAACGGGCCCAGCAGCCCCUGGGAUGCCAUCAGUCUCAUCAUCACUUUACGCAUCUGGAGGGUCAAGAGGAUCAUUGAUGCUUAUGUGCUGCAAGUCAAAGUUGAGAUGGAGCUGGAGAUCCAGCAGUGUGAGAAGACAAAGGCUGUGAGAGAGGAGCAGCUGGAGCGCCUCACUCAGAUCUGCCAGGAACAGGCUUUUGAGAUCAGGCAGCUGAGGGCACAUCUGGCCCAGCAGGACCUGGACCUCGCGGCAGAACGUGAAGCAGCCAUGCAGAUCCACCACGUAUGGGGCAAACAGGGCAGGAGUUUUCAGGUUGUAGAAGGAUUGACUCCCGGGGAGUCUGACGAUGAGGGCGGCCAGAGAAACCCCAGGGAGCCUCAUGCCACUGCAGAUCCAGUGGUACGUGAUGACAUGAACAACUACAUCAGCCAAUACUACAGUGAAGCAAGCAGUGAUCCUGGAGCUUCUGGCUUAAGUGCCCGGAUCAUCACCACUGCAGCCAUCGAUGUUCACCUCCCCACCAAUCCAAACCCCAUCCAGUCCAACCCGAUGCUUGCUAUGGAGCGGGUGUGCACCGCCGUAAGCGACGCCUCAACCAGCAUAUCGCGGUCUAGCGGCAGCCUAACGGCCCGCCCGCACAGCCUGAGCAGCCACACCCCGGGUUCAUCUAUGACAGACUGCAGCAGCAGCACGGCUCAGGACCUGAGUCUGAGCUACAGCUCCCAUCGCUGCUGCCCUCCUUCCUUCUCAGGCCAGGACCCCUGCAGGGACCCCAGCAUGAUGGUGCAGGAGCUUCUCUCCUCCCUCUCUGAGGACUCCUGUCUUGCUCAAAAGGGCCUGGCAGUGGACCCUGUCAACCUUAAACUUCCCAGCCCUACUGGCUCAGAAAAGGCCAGCCCUGAGCUGGACAACAGAAUUAACAUCUUCAACCGCAGGAACCAAGAGGAGAGGCGAGGCCGGGGACGGGGUUGCGUGCUGUUGCAGACCAAGCCCCUGAUCCACCUGCAGGGCAGCACCGCUGAGCCGUCCCUGGACGAGAAGUAUCGGCUCCUGGGACCAACUGACACACCUCUGGGGCACAUGCCUGAUACAUAA